UGCCAAUUUUACUUGGGAAAGGAUCUUCUAUUUCUUUAAUCCACCCCCUAUAUAUACUCCUCCUCCUGCGUCCUCUUUUCUUCGCACACAAAGUUGAAAACACUCGUUACAUAACCAAACCUACAAAACAAUACUUUCAGUUUCGUCUUGUUAACUCCAUUUGUUUUCCAAGUUAGAAGCAAUUAAACACCAACGAUGUUGAUGUCUAUAUUCAGUUCCUUUGAUGUUCUCUCUGCUGAAGUUUUUGGGCAAAAAGUGACCUCUUUUUGGGCAACUAGUACUGAAACAAAACAACAGCAAAAAGGGGUUGGCCCUCUUGUAUCAGAUCGCAAGACUGGUGGUGUUUCUCCGCCGUCUACUUCCUCAACCGGUGGUCUGAAGAAGGGCGGAGAGGCAUCGCCGCUGCCGUCAUCUUCGUGCCAACAGAAGCAGAAGAGGCAGAGGUUUGCACUGGAAUUGGAUGGUGUCCACUGUUUCGAGACUAUCAUUCCCUAUUAAUUUUUUUGAAAAAAAAACUAAAAUUCUAAGAUAGAAAUUCGUUAUUCUUGUCUAGUCAUGCAUGUACUCUGCUGCGGACCAGGAUUCUGUAUAUGCUAAUCACCAGCGAUAAAAUUCGGCAUGUAA
Molecule: messenger RNA, 624 nt
Organism: Nicotiana tabacum (common tobacco)
Lineage: Eukaryota; Viridiplantae; Streptophyta; Magnoliopsida; Solanales; Solanaceae
Source: RefSeq, a predicted model, not a curated record